Lachancea sp. 'fantastica' is the source of this 2016-nucleotide messenger RNA. The record is from the annotation of a GenBank genome assembly. NCBI's taxonomy places the organism in Eukaryota, Fungi, Ascomycota, Saccharomycetes, Saccharomycetales, Saccharomycetaceae.
AUGGGAUCAGGAUCUAGUGGCAACUCGUCCACCAAUUCAUCCGUUAAAUCGAAGGAUCUUAGAGUUGCACCAGAAGAUCCGCUAAGUUCACAGGGCUAUGAUAGCUCGGAAAAUGCGAAUAAAAAGCCUCUGGAGAAUGUACCUACCAGCAGCUCUACAACGACAGCGUGGGCAAUUUGGGGGAAUAAGACUGCGGGCGGUUUUCGUGGCGGAAACAAGAACUUGGAUAGCUCAGAUUGCAAGGAAACAGAAGAUUUGAAGGGUGAGACUAGCAAUAAUGACGCCGGAUGGUGGAAAAAGUCAUCGAUAAGUUCUUUGCGGGCCUUUUCAAGAGGCGACAGCAGUACCGUUCAGCCAGAGGGUCCUAAGGAGAGCAGCCCGACGACGAAAACCGCCGCAGUAAGGGCUGAUAAUGUAGAAUCGGCACCAGCUACAUUGGCAGGUUCUUCGGAGCCCAGAAGGAGAGCUUGGUCUUUUUGGAACCGGAAAAGCGCAGAAAGCGAAGAUAACACUGCCACAGCAGAUGUGAUUGAGUCUCCGUCGAAUAAUGGUGGUGUGAGUGUUAUAAAACCGAUCAUAAAUGAGCUCAUAACUGGUGGUGGUCCAGAUGACGCAAUUCUGUUCAAAAAAAAGGCCACGGACGAGACUGCUACCGAGCAAAACUUAGAGAAUAAAAAUGAAGAACAAGGCCAUUUGCAAAAUGUUCUGACACCUGCAUUUGAAAUUCUACCUCAACACACAGCUAUGGCUUCAGUUUAUUCCAGUAUGGGCAGAUACGGGCGCAAAUGGCAUUUCCUGUCCGAAAACACUCUGAAGCAGAAAUCCUUGUACCGGAGAAAGGCAGCCACGACCCUCUACGAUUUGAGAUCGGAUGAAAACCAGCCUGUCAGGGUACUUCUAAUAGGUAUACACGGUUUCUUCCCCACCAAAAUGAUCAGACCGCUUAUAGGCGAACCCACAGGUACAUCUACCAAGUUUAUUACCGAGGCUGAAAAGGCAGUGAUUCGGUGGUUUCGAGACCAGAAGGUACCUGUGGAGAUCAGCAAAAUAGCGCUCGAACGGGAGGGAAAGGUUAUGGACCGCGUAGAGUUUUUUCAACAAGUCAUCAAGAAAUGGGUUGAUGAGAUCAACAAAGCAGACUUCAUUUAUUUCGUGGCACACUCGCAGGGAUGUCCCGUAUCUAUUAUUUUGCUGGCAAAAUUGAUAGAGGAAGGUAUUUUACAGCUGGACCAAACGAAUCUAGUAUCGCCAGAGCCAGAUUUAAGGACAGGAGCAGUCAAAAAAAAAGUGGUCAGCAUUUUGGCGAUGGCGGGGGUAAAUAAUGGUCCCUUCUACGGAGUUGACCAGACACUGUUUGUGAGAGCUUAUUCUACCAUCGAAAAUGAUUCUUUGAGGGAGCUAUUCCAGUUCCAAAAUUUCGAUUCUUUUUUGGCGAGAAAGUAUAUUCAAAGUCUAAAGAUCAUUAUAGCAAGCAACGUCAAGAUCACAUUUGUGGGCUCGAUCAACGACCAAUUGGUACCUCUUUAUUCAUCAACUUGUCUGUUUGCACACCAUCCUAACAUUUUCAGAGCUACUUUCAUCGACAAAGAUUCCAAAACUCCAGAUUUCAUUACACGUAUUGUCGGGAUCGCGAAUCAUCUAAACAACCUAGGUUUUGAUGAUCAUGGAAUAAUAAAAGAAAUCAGUGCUUCUCUGGCUGGUACGUUGACCGGUGGUGGCCACUCCAAGAUCUAUAACGAGGGCCAAGUUUAUGAACUAGGAAUAAAGUUUGCUCUAGAGACUUCUGACGCUCCUGACGAUCAAGCAGUAAGAUACGAAACCUACCGUGUGGACGAAUUGGGAUCGAAUCCAUACCAUCUGCCAUGGUGCAUGAGGGGGCUAUUGUUUGAGACCGGCUCUCACAUUGGCCGCCAACAAAUUAUGGAUUUGUUUCGAGAGUUUGAAGAAUGGGAUCCUCAAACUAAAUUGCUGAAAGACGUCAAAUACAGAUUGAAUGGUCUUCGAUCAAAACUGUGA